Hibiscus syriacus is the source of this 983-nucleotide messenger RNA. Its product is annotated as BTB/POZ domain-containing protein At4g08455-like. The transcript has 2 exons. The coding region runs from base 71 to 886 and encodes 271 amino acids. NCBI's taxonomy places the organism in Eukaryota, Viridiplantae, Streptophyta, Magnoliopsida, Malvales, Malvaceae. Gene Ontology annotation, cellular component: cytoplasm. The record is from RefSeq and is a predicted model, not a curated record. Gene Ontology annotation, molecular function: ubiquitin protein ligase binding. Gene Ontology annotation, biological process: proteasome-mediated ubiquitin-dependent protein catabolic process; regulation of proteolysis.
UAUCGAAAAAAAAAUUAAAAACAACCCACCAGUAGCGAAAGCCGCACGUUCUUUCCCAUAGAGCAAAAACAUGCGACGGCAUCGGUGUCACCAGGUGGUCCGAUCGGAUUCCGAGACGGAGAGCGAGAGCGACGCCGAGACGCUCAGAUGCAUAUCCUGCAAGGAAGAGUAUGCCGCACGCGACGCCGGCACGUGCAAGGAGUGUUACGAGGAAGCCGGCGAGACCGAGGAAGAACUCAGGCGCGAGAUCGAAGAUCUCAAAGCCAAGGUCGCCUUUUUACGCUUUUGGUCCCCGCUCGAUCACGCCCACCGCGGCUCCCCUACCUCCCCCGGUCCCGUCUUCCCCGACGUCGUUUUGGUCGCUUCCGAUGAUGUCUCCCCCGGCUUGCCCCCUGUUCCCGCCCAUAAAGCCGUUUUGGUGAAUCGUUCACCAGUGUUCAAAGCAAUGCUUGAAAAUGAGAUGGAAGAAAGCAGAAGUGGAACAAUUAAGAUCAGUGACGUAUCAUACGAUGCUCUGCGAGCCUUUGUGAACUAUUUGUACACUGCAGAAGCAUGGCUCGAUGAGCAGAUGGCUUGUGAUCUUCUGGUUUUGGCCGAAAAGUACCAGGUGAAGCGUCUCAAAGGCUUCUGCGAGAAGUUCCUGGUGUCCAAAUUGAACUGGGAUAAUUCACUCAUGACCUAUGCUUUCGCUCACCAGCAUGGUGCCAAGCUCGUGCUUGAUGCGGCAUUGAGUCUGAUUACUGACAACAUGGAUAAGCUUACGAAAAAGGAAGAGUACAUGGAACUCGUGGAAAAGGAUGCUCGACUUGUUGUGGAAAUUUAUGAAGCUUAUCUCUCUAAACAGAUUAAUACUGCUGUUCUCAAGGAUGCUUUGUUGAAAUCAUAGUUAAUUGUGUCCAAGGAUUGUUUGGAUAGAGAGUUUAUGUUUGUGAUCAUUGUUAAUGGAUGAACUCUUAGAAUUAUAUAAAAAGAAGUUUGAUGAG